Molecule: messenger RNA, 408 nt
Organism: Dichotomopilus funicola
Lineage: Eukaryota; Fungi; Ascomycota; Sordariomycetes; Sordariales; Chaetomiaceae
Product: histone-fold-containing protein
Exons: 5
Coding region: 1-408 (135 amino acids)
Biological process (GO): nucleosome assembly
Cellular component (GO): nucleosome
Molecular function (GO): protein heterodimerization activity; structural constituent of chromatin; DNA binding
Source: RefSeq, a predicted model, not a curated record
AUGCCACCGACGAUUCCCCAGCGCGGGGGGCCGAGCGCGUUGAAGCGCAUCGGCAUUGCGGGCAAAACUGUGGGAAAGACGGGCGCAAAGCGCCACAGAAAGAUCAUCAAAGACUGUAUUCGUGGUAUCACGAAGCCCGCCAUUCGGCGUCUCGCCCGCCGUGGCGGUGUCAAGCGUAUCUCUGGUGGCAUUUACGACGAGGCGCGUUACGCGCUAAAGACCUACCUAUCAAUGAUCAUCCGGGAUGUCGUCGCUUAUACGGAGUAUCGUGGUGCGAAAACGGUGACCACAAACGAUGUGAUCUUCGCUCUGCGCCGCAUUGGUCGACCCAUCUACGGUUUCGACCCGGAGACGUACCAGGUCCCCAAGAAGAAGGCGGAACUCCAGCUAGAUGAUGCUGACGUCUAG